UUUCCUGUGCAAAAGAGCCAAGGCAGAAAGACAAACCUCCGUAAGAAGCCAACUUCCGUAAGGAGGAACUGGCUGGCAAAGGUGAUGCUGGCAGAUGCCUUUGCAGACUCCAACUCCAGCACCAUGAACUUGUCGUUUGCUCACCUCCACUUCGCUGGAGGGUACCUGCCCUCUGAUUCCCAGGACUGGAGAACCAUCGUCCCUGCUCUCUUGGUGGCUGUCUGCCUGGUGGGCUUCAUGGGAAACCUGUGUGUGAUUGGCAUCCUGCUUCACGGUGCUUGGAAGGGAAAGCCAUCCAUGAUCCACUCCCUGAUUCUGAAUCUCAGCCUGGCUGAUCUCUCCCUCCUGCUGUUUUCUGCACCCGUCCGAGCUACAGCAUACUCCAAAGCUGUCUGGGAUCUAGGCUGGUUUGUCUGCAAGUCCUCUGACUGGUUCAUCCACACUUGCAUGGCAGCAAAGAGCCUGACAAUCGUGGUGGUGGCCAAAGUAUGCUUCAUGUAUGCGAGCGACCCAGCCAAGCAAGUAAGUAUCCACAACUGCACCAUCUGGUCAGUGCUGGCAGCCAUCUGGGCUGUGGCGAGCCUGUUACCUCUGCCGGAAUGGCUCUUCAGCACCACCAGGCAUCACGCGGGUGUGGAAAUGUGCCUCAUGGAUGUACCAGCUGUGGCUGAAGAGUUCAUGUCACUGUUUGGUAAGCUCUACCCUCUCCUGGUAUUUUGCCUUCCAUUACUCUUUGCCAGCUUUUACUUCUGGAGAGCUUAUGGCCAAUGUAAAAAACGAGGAACUAAGACUCAAAAUCUUAGAAACCAGAUACGCUCCAAGCAACUCACGGUGAUGCUGCUGAGCAUCUCGGCCACCUCUGCUCUCCUGUGGCUCCCCGAGUGGGUGGCGUGGCUGUGGGUGUGGCAUCGGAAGGCGGGGGGCCCGGCCCCACCGCAGGGUUUCAUAGCCCUGUCUCAAGUCCUAAUGUUUUCCAUCUCUUCAGCAAAUCCCUUCAUUUUCCUCGUGAUGUCAGAGGAGUUCAAGGAAGGCUUGAAAGGCUUAUGGAAAUGGAUGAUAACCAAAAAACCUGUAACUGCCACAGAGUCUCAAGAAACACCAGCUGGUAACUCAGAGGUCCUUCCUGACAAGGUUCCAUCUCCAGAGUCCCCAACAUCCACACCAGAGAAAGAGAAAACCGGCUUUCCCCCUUCUGCCAAAGGGAAAACUGAGAAGGUGGAGAUUCCCAUCCUCCCUGACGUAGAGCAGUUUUGGCAUGAGAGGGACACGGUCCCUUCUGGACAAGACAAUGACCCUAUCCCCUGGGAACAUGAAGAUCAAGCAACAGGAGGUGGUGAUAAAUAGAUUCACGUUUCAAAGCAAAACAAAUUGUGAUUAUUGUAUUUACUUGUGCUGCUCAUUAUCAAUACUGCUGACUUUACGAUAUCAAAUAUGAUAAAAUUACUACUGCUAGGAAUUACAAAAAUGCUUCAUAUUUUACAUUUUGAAAAUGUGCAAUUUGGUAAGUGAAAUACCACGUUGGGAGUAAUAAUUACGUUUCAGAAUUAUAACCUGUCCAAAGAAUUCAUUUUAAGUGCUGUGUAAAGAUGUUGCUAUCAAAGUGAUUAGAGAGCCCAGCUAUUCUGUCACUUGUUCACAAUGGCUAUUUUAUUAGGGACCCCUUGGGACCAGCCUUGUACUACCCUGGCUGGAGCCUGGAGGAGAGCUUAUCUCUGUCAAAGGCUGAGCCCCUUUGCCUUCAGUUUCUCCCUGAACCUGCAGGUCCUAACUUCACCUACCAAAUU
Messenger RNA from Lemur catta (Ring-tailed lemur), 1784 nucleotides. RefSeq names its product G protein-coupled receptor 151 (gene GPR151). Gene Ontology annotation, biological process: G protein-coupled receptor signaling pathway. Bases 85 to 1344 code for a protein of 419 amino acids. The transcript has a single exon. The record is from RefSeq and is a predicted model, not a curated record. Gene Ontology annotation, cellular component: membrane. Lineage: Eukaryota; Metazoa; Chordata; Mammalia; Primates; Lemuridae. Gene Ontology annotation, molecular function: G protein-coupled receptor activity.